AACAGCAGCAACCUUAACAACAACAACAACAACAACAACAACAACAACAAUAACAACAACAACAACAACAACAACAACAACAACAACUACAACAACAACAGCAGCAACCUUAACAACAACAACAACAACAACAACAACAACAACAACAACAACAACAACAACAACAUCAACGACAUCAACAACAACAACAACAGCAGCAACAACAUCAACAACAACAACAACAACAACAACAACAACAACAACAACCACAACAACAGCAACAAAAAGAACAACAACAACAGCGACAACAACAACAACAACAACAACAACAACAACAACAACAACAACAACAAUAACAACAACAACAACAACAACAACAACAACAACAACAACAACAACAACAACUACAACAACAACAACAGCAGCAACCUUAACAACAACAACAACAACAACAACAACAACAACAACAACAACAACAAUAACAACGACAACAACAACAACAACUACAACAACAACAGCAGCAACCUUAACAACAACAACAACAACAACAACAACAACAACAACAACAACAACAACAACAACAACAACAACAACAACAACAACAACAACAACAACUACAACUACAAC
Molecule: messenger RNA, 606 nt
Organism: Symsagittifera roscoffensis
Lineage: Eukaryota; Metazoa; Xenacoelomorpha; Acoela; Convolutidae
Exons: 2
Source: RefSeq, a predicted model, not a curated record